This is a messenger RNA of Topomyia yanbarensis, 1613 nucleotides long. RefSeq names its product beta-1,3-glucan-binding protein (gene GNBP1). Gene Ontology annotation, biological process: carbohydrate metabolic process. Gene Ontology annotation, molecular function: carbohydrate binding; hydrolase activity, hydrolyzing O-glycosyl compounds. The transcript is spliced from 6 exons. Lineage: Eukaryota; Metazoa; Arthropoda; Insecta; Diptera; Culicidae. The record is from RefSeq and is a predicted model, not a curated record. Bases 6 to 1580 code for a protein of 524 amino acids.
UCAAGAUGAAACAGUACUUGUUGAUUGCAUUAGUUGGUCUAAUUUGGUGUGUUUGUUUCGGUUGUGCAGAGGAAUAUUCGAUUCCGGAAGUACGAUUUGAAUAUUUAAAACCAAUGGGCUUUAGAGCAAGUAUUCCAGAUAUCCCCGGCAUCAAGCUAUUUGCAUUUCACGCUCGUCUGAACAAACCUUUUCAACAGUUUGAGCAGGGCGAUUUUACCGAGGAUGUUUCGGAACCAAUUGGAGAUCGGUUGGUUUUCGAAACCACCAAAGUCAGUAUGCUAGAGGGACAUCAUAUUUACUAUUGGUACUACAUUCAGUACGAAGAUCGUGGGUAUGUGGUAGCGAACAAGAAACACACCAUACGAAAGGAUUCACCCACAACAAAGAGUGCAACUACAACUACAACAACGACAACCACUACGACUACAACUACUACGUUGAAACCAAAAAAUACAAAAGCAACACCCAAACCGACACCCAAAGCAACACCAAAAGCGAAGACCAGCCCAGCCACCACCACCACGAGUACAACCACUUUGCCUCCGUGUGAGCCAACGGUAACUACGGUGAAUGGAGGAUCAACCUGUUCUGGCCAGUUAAUCUUUGAGGAUACGUUUCAAACGCUGGAUUUGAAGAAAUGGCAGCGGGAAAUUCGGAUUCCAUUGGAUACAGAGUCCGCGGAAUUCAUCUCCUACCAAGACCUGCCGGAAAAUAGCUAUGUGGCCGGUAAUCAUCUAUUCAUCGUUCCCACACUGCUCAACAUGAAUCCUGACUAUAACGACGAACGCAUUCGGACAGGGGAGCUAACUCUAUCAGGCUGUAAAUCACCCACCAACAACGAGUUCGAGUGCCGGCGUAAGGCAGCACUUUCCACCAUUCUACCGCCAGUCGUUUCGGCAAAGCUGAACACCAAAGAGAGCUUCCGGUUCCGCUACGGUCGGGUGGAGAUUCGAGCAAAGUUGCCCAAGGGAGACUGGAUUUUUGCACAACUACUUCUUCAGCCAGCGGAAAAUUACUACGGCUAUGCAGAUCUGGCCUCGGGAAUGUUUUCGGUAGCAAGCGCCUUAUCUAACGAAGAGCUGAUCACACGCGAAGGUAUUCAAAUUGACGGACGCCGAUUGCGGGGUGGUGUCAUAAUCACCAAUCAACCGAGGUUACGUGAUGCCUUCCUGAAGGCCAACGUGCUGGACGAGCAUUUUGGGGACAAUUUUCACACCUAUGGAUUGACCUGGAGACCGGAUAGUAUUGUGUUAACAGUCGACGGAUUCCAGUAUGCAAGUCUAAGGAGUAGGUUUAAGGAUUAUGGAACUAGCAACAAUCUAACGCAGGCUAAGCUGUGGAACCCGGAAAAUACGAUGUCACCUUUCGAUCGAGAGUUUUACAUCUCGCUUGGUGUGGGAGUUGGUGGAGUCAGAGAUUUCCCCGAUUUUAGUAAAACUGGACCACAGGGAUCUGCUAAGCCUUGGAACAAUACCAGCCCUAAAGCGGAGUACUUUUUCUAUCAGAACCGAAAUGUUUGGUACAGAACUUGGACCGAUCCCGAGCUUAAGGUUGACUACGUACGAGUGUAUGCGUUAUGAUAUGUUGGAAGUAACUUGAUUUAGAAUAUUGAA